CCGGAAAGCACCGUUUUGCCCACGAGAUGAACAGAGUGAGCUGCCUGUAAAUCUUUCCAUGUUGCGAGUCCUUUGUGGUACUGUCAGCACUGUUACAUACCGCUACAAGACAGUACAGCAUCAGCUUCCGAGGGCGUCUCGCUCCUCUGUUUGCAGUAAAAUGCCUUCUUGCUGGCUCAUCAGAGAGGAUGGAACGCACGCGCCUCUCCUGCUCCAUCACCUUAAGACGCUGGUUCUCGGUCGAGGUCCCGAAACUAAAAUUAAGGACCAGAAAUGUUCUAGAGAGCAAGUGGAGCUACGGGCUGACUGCAACAAAGGGUACGUCACCGUAAAACAGUUAGGGGUCAACCCAAGCAGUGUGGACAGCGUGACUGUGGGCAAAGGCAACCAGGUCACAGUAAGGCCGGGCCAGAGACUCCACAUGGUCAACCAGCUCUACGCAUACACCGUAAAGUUCAGCGAAGACACCAUCGCACCUAAAGCUUCCAAACACAGGUCAGAGAUCAAUCAGCGCUCCAAACGACCCCUCUCUGAAGUGGAGGAGGACACAGCAGAACCAGCACCUCCUCACAAAGACCCAGCGCCUCCUCACAAAGACCCAGCACUGCACCAGAAUGCCACAGUAAACAGUGCCUCCCCACCAAAAAAAGCCGCCCCCACCUCAGACAAGCCGCAACCAGCAGGCCACUGGAGUCAAGGAUUGAAAGUGUCGAUGCAGGACCCUAAAAUGCAGGUAUAUAAAGACGAGAGGGUGGUGGUGAUUAGGGAUAAGUACCCGAAGGCCCGGUACCACUGGCUGGUUCUGCCCUGGCAGUCCGUGUCCAGUCUGAAGGUUCUGCAGGCCGAACACCGGGACCUCCUCCAGCACAUGCAGCAUGUCGGAGAGCAGAUGAUCCAGAAAUGUCCAGACGCAGCACGCCUCAAAUUUCGCCUGGGAUACCACGCCAUUCCCAGCAUGAGCCACAUUCACCUGCAUGUGAUCAGUCAGGACUUUGACUCGCCGUGUCUGAAAAACAAAAAACACUGGAAUUCCUUCACCACAGACUAUUUCAUCAACUCUGAGGAUGUCAUAAGGAUGCUGGAGACAGAGGGGAGGGUGUCGGUGAGGGAGGGGACAGAGGAACUUCUCAAACAGCCGCUACGCUGUCACAUCUGUCACAGAGAACAGAACACCAUCCCGCAACUCAAACAACACCUGACAACACACCUACACACACCCACACAC
Molecule: messenger RNA, 1225 nt
Organism: Chanos chanos (milkfish)
Lineage: Eukaryota; Metazoa; Chordata; Actinopteri; Gonorynchiformes; Chanidae
Gene: aptx
Product: aprataxin
Exons: 9
Biological process (GO): single strand break repair
Cellular component (GO): nucleus
Molecular function (GO): single-strand break-containing DNA binding; mismatched DNA binding; double-stranded RNA binding
Source: RefSeq, a predicted model, not a curated record